Messenger RNA from Hyaloscypha bicolor E, 882 nucleotides. Its product is annotated as DUF924-domain-containing protein. The record is from RefSeq and is a predicted model, not a curated record. The coding region runs from base 1 to 585 and encodes 194 amino acids. The transcript has a single exon. Lineage: Eukaryota; Fungi; Ascomycota; Leotiomycetes; Helotiales; Hyaloscyphaceae. Gene Ontology annotation, molecular function: protein binding.
AUGGACCCCAACAUCACUCGGAUCAAUUCAUACUGGUUUGAUACCGAAAAUCCCAGGCAAAAAUGGUUCGGUGGCAGUCCCGAAAUUGACGCAGAAAUCCAGUCCCAAUUCUCGGACCUGAUCUCCGACGCCCGGGCCUCGAGGCUGAACUCUUGGACCGAACAACCUCAAGGAACUCUUGCACUGCUACUCCUCCUCGAUAAUUUUCCACGGAACGUUUUCAGAGGCACACCAGAUGCGUUUAGCUCGGAUGGGAUGGCGCUCGAUGUCGCCGUUACAGCUAUCGCCAGGGGCCAGCACAGGGAGCUUGCGCCCUUGCAGCAGAUCUUCUUUCACCUCCCGUUCACCCACGAUGAACGGUUGAUCAGCCAGGUUGCCUGCGUGGCGCUGUGUGAGGCGAUGGCUGCGAGGAGUGAGUUGGACACGGAAAAUGUGAAGUUUGCUGAGGCUUCACUGGGUUCUGCGAAGAACCAUCUGAAUAUCAUCAUGCGAUUCGGAAGGUUUCCAGGAAGGAAUGCGGCAUUAGGCCGUGAGUCGACGCCAGAGGAGAUUGAGUUCUUGAAAGAACAUCCAUUUGGUCUUUGAGUGGAAUAUUAUUCCCAAAUACGCAUCGGUCACGUGGCGUGUAGGGCGGAUGGAGGAUAUCCACUUCGUUGAAGCCCAAAUGAAUGCUAUCUCCUUCUCGAGCUCUGAUUGAUGGAAUCCGACUCUUAACUUGAUGUUCAUUUAUGCUUAUUUGCGCCAACCAUUUCGGCAGUGUAUUCGCGGCACGUGUGGCAGGCUAAAUUUGAGAACACCACGGAGGCCGGAAACCACACUUACCGACUGCUUUGUACACUUUAUUUUACGAAACCCCACUUUCUAAUCUAUUUAACCGCGUUA